CAGGGCAAAAGCGACAGCAGCGCUCGCGACUUUUGGGCACAAUUCAAGCUGUGCACGAGUCACACCGAUCGCUUUAUAAGAGCUGCCGCAAUAACCGUUUACUCUCAGACGCGCAAGGCGGCUGCACACAGCAGAUGAUGCGGUAUGCUAUGCUAAGGAGUGGGAGUUAACCCCGCGCGCGGUAAGGAAAAGUGAGCGCCGGCAUGGAUGAGGUUGCGCAGACGUUAAACCAACCGGGGGUGCUUGCUGGGUACCGCAAGGGCGACCGCGUCGAGCUCCACUCGCUCAAGGGCGCGGCCGAACACAAUGGCAAGUGCGGCGCGGUCGUCGGGCGCCAGGGCGAACGGGUGCAGGUGCGGUUGGACGACUCCAAGACGCUGGCAUUGAAAGUCGAGAACAUCAGGAAGCUUGUUGCGAUGCCGGACGCCGGCACGAUGCGCAGGGCCUUUGCCGAGCUUUCUGCCGCAGAGAAAAAAGUCAACGCCGCCCUUCCGCCUGGCGCGGGCAUGGAGGACCCCUGCGCCUUCUGCGGCGGCGCGCGGCCGCACGGGAAGAACGACGAGUUCCUGCCGUGCUGCGGGGUGAGCGUCUGCUCGGGCUGCAGCCUCGCCGCAGCAAGGCGACCGACGCCGUGCGGCAAAUGCGGCAAGACGGUCCCGCAGAUGCCGAACGACCUCCUCGAUGCCUACGCGCGGCUCGCCGCCGCCGGCCACGAGGGCGCGAGACGGCGGGGCCUGACGCUCGCGGCGAUGCUCAAGGUCCCCGAGGCGACGCGGCGCCAGUUCGAGUCAAGCGACGCCCGGAGAGUACGCCCCGAGGGGCUCACGGAGAGCGAGGGAGCCGAGUAUGUAGCGAAGUGCCUGAGCGAGGGCCACGCGCCGAACCUCGACACGGCCCGGGCGUUCCGCGACGCGAAGGUCAAGGAGCGGACGGCGGCCGUCGCGGCAGAGGUCGCGAAGGCGCGCGCGGAGGCAGCGGCGCGGGGACCGCCCGAGACGUCGGCGGCGGAGUUGGCGGCGCUGCCGGACGAGCUCUCGGACGUGCAGCGCGAGCUGCUGCGGGAAGCGGCGAGCGCGGACACGUGCGAGGUGUGCGGCCGGGUCGCGAAGGUCCAAGUCUGCACGGCCUGCAAGUGCGUGGCGUACUGCUCCCGCCCGUGCCAGAAGCAGGACUGGUCGAGGCACAAAAACAUGUGCAAGGCUCUGCGGGCGAUGCGCAAGGUCAAGACGCCGGCGGCGGCGAUCGACGACCCCGCGGCCCGCCAGGGCGCCGCGCAGUGCUUUUUCCUGCGCGGCGCCCUGAAGCUCCGGACGAAGAACUAUGCCAAGGCGGUCGAGGCGUACGAGAGAGGGCUGGCCCUCGACUCAACCGACGUCGUCGCGACGAUGAACCUAGGGCUCGCGCUCCGGAAUCUGGGGCGCCACGCGGACGCGAAGCCGUACUUAGUGAAGGCACACGAGCUCGAUCGCGAUUACGGCCCGGCCUGCCACAACCUAGCGGAGUACAUCUACGAAGUCGAGGAAAACGCCGCCCGCGCGCGGCCCCUCUACCAGCGCGCGACGGAGCUCCUGCCGACGUAUCCGACGUCCUGGUUUGGCCUCGGUAGUACCUUGUCAACUCUCAAGGACGAGGACGGCGCAGUCGUCGCGUACGAGCGGCUCCUGGAGCUCAUGCCGGACAAUACCUUCGGCCGGAAAAACAUCUGCAUGGGCUACUUGCAUCUCUUGUGCCGCGCCGUCGACUUUAAGCAGCCGGACGACUUCCGCCGAUGCCGGGCCGCGUUCGAGCGGCACCUCGCCGAAGGCCUUCGGCGCGACCCGCGGAAUGCCGAUUUCCCGAAGCUGCGCAUAGCUUUCGACAACGUCUUGAAGAUCGCGUCCGACCCUGCUCGCGGCGGCCCUGAUGACGCGGUCCGCGCGUACCGCGCGAUGCGCGACGCGCAGCGGCGGAAGGCCGACGCCGACGCCCACCUCAGAACGAUAAACGAGAAGAUUCGGGCCGCCGAGGCGAGGGUGGCGGAGGCGUGCGCCGCGGCGGGCUCAGGAGAAGGCUAACCGUCUCAGCACGCCAUCGCCGCGAUCGGCGCGAGUGUGUGUGUUCGCGAGAGCGUCGCGGCGGCGAUUUUGAGUUUUGUAAUCCGAAUAUUAUU
This is a messenger RNA of Pelagomonas calceolata, 2149 nucleotides long. Lineage: Eukaryota; Pelagophyceae; Pelagomonadales; Pelagomonadaceae. The record is from the annotation of a GenBank genome assembly.